Penaeus chinensis is the source of this 3840-nucleotide messenger RNA. Its product is annotated as adhesive plaque matrix protein-like. The coding region runs from base 1 to 3840 and encodes 1279 amino acids. The transcript is spliced from 10 exons. NCBI's taxonomy places the organism in Eukaryota, Metazoa, Arthropoda, Malacostraca, Decapoda, Penaeidae. The record is from RefSeq and is a predicted model, not a curated record.
AUGGCGUGUGUGCUGCUGCAGGUUAGUCGCGUCCCCGGCCUCCACGCCAGCAGGAAAAUGGACUUCGGGAUUAACGCGAGUGAUAAGGGUGUUCCUUCUCCGGGCUGGAUGAAGAGAAAAGUCAAGUGCGAAAUGGCAAGCAGAUGCGCACAGGCACCAGGUGAUGAAAAGCACAUCCAUACAGAACCUCAUCAAGCAUGCAAGAACACAGUACCAUCUAGCACCCCCCCUUCCUCGUCUUAUAAGGUACCAUCGAGUACUCCCUCGUCCCUGUAUAGGGUACCGCCGAAAAUUCCUUCUUCGUCCUAUAGAGUACCAUCUAGCACCCCCCCUUCCUCGUCUUAUAAGGUACCAUCGAGUACUCCAUCGCCAUCUUAUAAGGUACCACCAAAAAUUCCUUCUUCGUCCUACGGAGUACCAUCCAGCACCCCCCCUUCCUCGUCUUAUAAGGUACCAUCGAGUACUCCAUCGCCAUCAUAUAAGGUACCCCCUUCCCCGUCCUAUAAGGUACCCCCUUCCCCUUCCUAUAAGGUACCACCAAAAAUUCCUUCUUCGUCCUAUAGAGUACCAUCUAGCACCCCCCCUUCCUCGUCUUAUAAGGUACCAUCGAGUACUCCCUCGUCCCUGUAUAGGGUACCGCCGAAAAUUCCUUCUUCGUCCUAUAGAGUACCAUCUAGCACCCCCCCUUCCUCGUCUUAUAAGGUACCAUCGAGUAUUCCAUCAUCAUUAUAUAAGGUACCAACAAAAACUUCCUCGUCACCUUAUAAGGUACCAUCGAGUACUCCAUCGCCAUCAUAUAAGGUACCCCCAAAAAUUCCUUCUUCGUCCUAUAGAGUACCAUCUAGCACCCCCCCUUCCUCGUCUUAUAAGGUACCAUCGAGUACUCCAUCGCCAUCAUAUAAGGUACCACCAAAAAUUCCUUCUUCGUCCUAUAGAGUACCAUCUAGCACCCCCCCUUCCUCGUCUUAUAAGGUACCAUCGAGUACUCCAUCGCCAUCAUAUAAGGUACCCCCUUCCCCGUCCUAUAAGGUACCUUCAAGCACUUCAUCACCACUUUAUAAGGUACCCCCGAACUUUUCCUCUUCGUCCUAUAGAGUACCAUCUAGCACCCCCCCUUCCUCGUCUUAUAAGGUACCAUCGAGUAUUCCAUCGCCAUCAUAUAAGGUACCACCAAAAAUUCCUUCUUCGUCCUACGGAGUACCAUCCAGCACCCCCCCUUCCUCGUCUUAUAAGGUACCAUCGAGUACUCCAUCGCCAUCAUAUAAGGUACCCCCUUCCCCGUCCUAUAGGGUACCGCCGAAAAUUCCUUCUUCGUCCUAUAGAGUACCAUCUAGCACUCCAACGCCAUCUUACAAGGUACCCUCUUCCUGGUCGUUUAAGAUACCAUCGAGUACUCCAUCAUCGCUGUACAAGGCACCGGCAUAUGAAGUACCACUACCGAAGUCUCCUUCCCCUUUGUAUGAGGUACCAUCUGGGACUCCGUCGUCACUAUAUAAAGGACCAACUAGGACUCCAUCAGCAUUAUAUGAGGUACCAACAAAGACUCCAUCGCCAUCAUAUAAGGUACCACCGAAGUCUCCCUCUCCGUCUUACAAGGUACCAUCUAGUACCCCAGCCUCACUGUACAAGGUACCAUCUAGUACCCCAGCCUCACUGUACAAGGUACCAUCUAGUACCCCAGCCUCACUGUACAAGGUACCUCCGAAGUCUCCUUCUCCGUCAUACAAGGUACCAUCUAGUACCCCAGCCUCACUGUACAAGGUACCAUCUAGUACCCCAGCCUCACUGUACAAGGUACCAUCUAGUACCCCAGCCUCAUUGUACAAGGUACCUCCGAAGUCUCCCUCUCCGUCAUACAAGGUACCAUCUAGUACCCCAGCCUCACUGUACAAGGUACCAUCUAGUACCCCAGCCUCACUGUACAAGGUACCAUCUAGUACCCCAGCCUCACUGUACAAGGUACCAUCUAGUACCCCAGCCUCACUGUACAAGGUACCAUCUAGUACCCCAGCCUCACUGUACAAGGUACCUCCGAAGUCUCCUUCUCCGUCAUACAAGGUACCAUCUAGUACCCCAGCCUCACUGUACAAGGUACCAUCUAGUACCCCAGCCUCACUGUACAAGGUACCUCCGAAGUCUCCCUCUCCGUCUUACAAGGUACCAUCUAGUACCCCAGCCUCACUGUACAAGGUACCAUCUAGUACCCCAGCCUCACUGUACAAGGUACCUCCGAAGUCUCCUUCUCCGUCAUACAAGGUACCAUCUAGUACCCCAGCCUCACUGUACAAGGUACCAUCUAGUACCCCAGCCUCACUGUACAAGGUACCAUCUAGUACCCCAGCCUCACUGUACAAGGUACCAUCUAGUACCCCAGCCUCACUGUACAAGGUACCAUCUAGUACCCCAGCCUCACUGUACAAGGUACCAUCUAGUACCCCAGCCUCACUGUACAAGGUACCAUCUAGUACCCCAGCCUCACUGUACAAGGUACCAUCUAGUACCCCAGCCUCACUGUACAAGGUACCUCCGAAGUCUCCUUCUCCGUCAUACAAGGUACCAUCUAGUACCCCAGCCUCACUGUACAAGAUACCACCCAGACGUCCCCCAUCGUCCUACUCAACCCCGCCACCCCAGCACGCAGCGAAGCCUCCAUCCCAGCUCUACCGGGCGCCUUCGAAGCCUGCUGGCCCCCUCUACAAGCCCCCGACCACUCUCUCGCCACACCCGCCGGACGACCCCACACACGCGCAGUUCGGGCCAUACGAUUCCACGGCGGUUCCCUCACACUCGCGCAGCCGCUACCGCUUCGAGUACGGCAUGGAGGACGCGGGACCGAGACCACCCUUCGGCCACGCGGAAGCAGGCGACGCAGCCACGAAGGACGGGCGGUACUUCGUGCACCUCCCCGACGGACGCACGCAGACGGUGUUCUACCACGCCAACGACACGGGGUAUUUCGCCCGGGUCGUUUAUACGAAGUCUGGGGACCCUGAGGAUCGUCCGAAGAGCUCUGGAGGAAGUCCUAGGGCGUCUUAUCUUUCAGAGGCCCUUAGGAAGUCACUGUCGUCUUAUCCUGACGCGGGGAGACCGAAGGCGAGCAAAAGAGCUGGCAAGUCUUCUGAUUACUCCAAGACGAAGAAGACGAAGACUCAUGCCAAGGAUUUCUAUAAACCGGUCUAUCUAUAUCCUAGGAUUCGAGUGCGGCCCAAGUCCGUUCCAAAGUCUCUUAGUAACAUUGCUUCUCAUCCCUUCAUCCGACCUUACGGGGCACGUAUCCACCCUUCUCCUAAAAAAUCGUACACCAAAACUCGCGCUCCUCUUCGUAGAAACUACAGUUUAAUUACUCGCUCUCCUACUCGCCAAGCUUAUACUUCUUUCACUCGCUCUCCUUUACUCGAGGCCUACACCCCAGCUCUCCUCGAGAACUCCAAUAGGGAACCAUCUCUUCCCGCGUCUCUGAAAUUCACUUUAUCUCCUCGUCCUCUGUCAAUAUUCUACACCUGCUCCCAAGUCUUACACCUUAGUCUCUCCUCCUCCGAGCAAGGCGACCAGUCCCCUGAAGCCCCCUCACCCCCGUACCUUCCCCCUCCCACUCUCCACGACGGCCUUGAUAACUCCGUAGUGCCAGCCGUCGUGCCAGUCAUCAUUCCCGUGGACGACCGCAACCCUCCUGCGGUAGUAGGCAAAAGGAUCGCUCUGCCGCUGCAGAGGGCCCACGCGUCCCACAGGAAGGAAAUUAACAAGAAAAGACUGGCCAAGGCGACGAAGUACAACCAUGAAGACAACCACGUUCUCAGAGAACUUGCGGAGUAUGAUGAGGCCGCGGAGGAAUACCUGUAA